Messenger RNA from Nycticebus coucang (slow loris), 1932 nucleotides. It is a transcript of the gene RIBC1, whose product is annotated as RIB43A domain with coiled-coils 1. The coding region runs from base 220 to 798 and encodes 192 amino acids. Lineage: Eukaryota; Metazoa; Chordata; Mammalia; Primates; Lorisidae. The record is from RefSeq and is a predicted model, not a curated record. The transcript has 5 exons.
CAGUGGACCAAGUUAUAGAAGAGUUGGUGCUGGGAGAACUCAGGGAUCCAAGGAGGCAGGCAGGAUCUAAGCCUACGCUUGCUAAAACGAGUCUGAAGUCACAGCAGGGACAUGCCCCUCAGGGCAAGAGGAAGAGUUCAGAAAAUGCCGCUGUAACCCAAGAACAGAGCUGAACCUAUAUAAUACCUAGGAGCUUCAAAAUCAGGAUUUCUGAUAAAGAUGUAUAAGGUAGACCUGUCACCAGAUCCCAAGGAGGCAGCAGCUAUUGAGGCUAGAAGAAAUAGAGAAAAAGAACGACAAAGCCGAUUCUUCAAUGUGCGGAACCGAAUCAUGGGGGUGGAUGUUGAAGCCUUGAACAACCAGGUAGAAGAGCGAAAGCUUCGGGAGGCAAGAGAGCAGAACAAGGAGGCAGCUUAUGCUACCAACCAGGUGCAGUAUGAUCUGGUGGCCCAGAUGCUAGAGAAGGAACAGGCAGAACGGACACGCCGGCUGGCCAAGAAAGUACAGGAAUUUCGGGAGCAAAAGCAGCAGCUCAAGAACAGGCGUGAAUUUGACCUUUGGGAUCCAGAACAACUCUGGAAGGAAUUUCCAGCCCGUCUCAGUGACAAUGAUCCUAAAUGUGGCCCAGCCAGCCUGCAGUGCUUCUCUGGCGAGGAUCUAAACAAGGCCAUGCGCCUGACAAUGCAGCAGGAGCAGUUCAGGUAUAGCCUGAUGAGGCAGCUACAGGAUCAACAGCAAGCCAGGGUUGAUGAAAAGUGUGCAGGUAAGCAGGCUAGCACUCCAGACUUGGAAACCUGAGGCCCAGUGGAGAGCUGUACUUAGCUGGGUACAGCAUCCAGGAGACCAGAAUUGUGUGGGGAGGUCUAAUUACCUAUAGGGCUGAUGCUCAAAUGUUAGGCUGUGCAGAGACCAACCCCCCUGACUUCCUUCAGUAACUUGACAAUGUAGCCACUGUUCCUGAUUAACCCAGAGGCAGCACAGUAUAGAAGACAUACCUAACAACUCUACUGCUUACUAUCUGGUUUGGACAAAUGAAUUUUUCUCUGUGCUUCAGUUUCUUCAUUUUUCAAAUGGGGAUGAUAAUCCAUACUACAUAGAGUAGCUACUAUUAUGAUUUUGUCUGUGACUACACUCUUCUCUUCCAUUAGAGGAAGCCCUUCAAGGGCAAGGACUGUGUCUCAUCUACUUGCACUAUUCACCUUCCAAAUCAACUGUUACAGCACCCUGUUCUAGGGGACCACUUAGUGUAGUUGAACAUAAUUAUCGAAGUAUUUAAUGUCUGUCCUCUCCCCCAACUAUCAACUUACUGAAGAUGAAACAUCUCUCUCAUGUUCACCCCAUCUUGCAAUUGCCUAGUACACUGUCAUAAUGUCUCACAGAUCCUAGGAAAAACAAGCAGCUCAGUGUGGCUAGAGUAGGAAAAAAAGUCAGAACCUUUUUUUGUUAUGUGUCCCUAGCCUGGAAUGCUCUUUGCUCUUUUGCCCCUGUAUAUAAAAUGUAUUUCAAGGAUCACCUCCGGGAAGCCUUCCUUUCAUCCACCACCCAAAGCCCUCAUAAUGCCCUGUACACAUCUUUGCCAUUGCUCUUGCCAGAUUUGGUCUGGUUAUGUAAAUUUGAUCUGUCUCUCCCAUUAGACAAGUUCUCUGAGGACAGAAUCUAAUCCCAUGGUGUCCUUUGAACCCAAUACAUGGCCCUUAGACUGGGAUUCAGACAGAGAUAUAAAAUGUUUUACAUAAGGCCACACAGCUCUGAAAUGGUAGAGUUGGCAUUGGGACCUAGGUCUAUUGGAGGCUCCUUUCAGUUAGGCACUUGAGAAAUCCUUGUAGUUGCACUUUGGCUAUCCCUGUCACCAAAGAGUAGCCCCUUUCACAUCCUUAACAACUCCAGACACUAUCCCCUUCUUAAACAUACAUACACAUGCACAAAGCUUGU